Molecule: messenger RNA, 641 nt
Organism: Drosophila nasuta
Lineage: Eukaryota; Metazoa; Arthropoda; Insecta; Diptera; Drosophilidae
Product: MORN repeat-containing protein 3
Exons: 2
Coding region: 72-635 (187 amino acids)
Source: RefSeq, a predicted model, not a curated record
CUGUCACCACACUGAAGCACUCCGUGAAGACUGCGGCGCUUUCCCAUUCCUGUGCCUCAGUUGAGGACAAUAUGUCGCGGCGAGCAAGUGGUGUGCGCUGCCAACGCUAUACCGCCGAUGGUGGCCACUACGAGGGCAGGUGGCAGCAGGGACAACAUCAUGGCUAUGGCGUGAAAGACAACGGACGUGGCCUCAUCUACGAGGGUCAGUGGCGUCUUGGCCAGCGUCACGGCAACGGCACGCUGCGUAGGCAGUGUGGGAAUGGGCAUGCGGAGCGUGUCUAUGUGGGUCAGUGGGUGCAGAAUGUGCGCUGCGGGGAAGGGAAGCAGUACUACAAGGAUGGCACCGUCUACUAUGGCCAGUGGCAGGCGAAUGGACGUCAUGGCCAUGGCAUUCAGUGGCAUGCGGAUGGACGGACCUACAUUGGCGAGUGGCAAAACGAUGCCAUGCACGGCAAAGGCGUGCUCUACGCAGCCAAUGGCAAUCGCUAUGUGGGCGAGUUUGAGCGCGGCUGCAAGUCCGGUUUGGGUGUCUACUACCAUGAGAAGAACGGCGAGCAGCUACUGCAGCAUGGCAUCUGGAGUCAGGACAACUGCCAGAGCUCUUUGCUGUCCAUGACGAGUCACAUUGCUUAAGAGGUU